AUGGGUAUCUCGAAGAUCCACGCCCGCUACGUCUACGACUCUCGUGGCAACCCCACCGUCGAGGUCGACAUCGUCACCGAGACCGGCCUUCACCGUGCCAUUGUGCCCUCCGGCGCGUCGACCGGCUCCCACGAGGCGUGCGAGCUUCGCGAUGGCGACAAGAGCAAGUGGGCUGGCAAGGGUGUCACCAAGGCUGUCGCCAAUGUCAACGAUGUGAUUGCACCAGCUCUCAUCAAGGAGAAGCUUGACGUCAAGGACCAGAAGGCGGUUGACGACUUCAUGAACAAGCUCGAUGGCACUCAGAACAAGACCAAGCUCGGCGCCAAUGCCAUUCUUGGUGUCUCCAUGGCUGUGGCCAAGGCCGCUGCUGCUGAGAAGAAGGUUCCUCUCUACGCUCACAUCUCCGACCUUGCUGGCACGAAAAAGCCAUACGUUCUGCCUGUUCCCUUCAUGAACGUGCUCAAUGGUGGCUCCCACGCUGGUGGACGUCUUGCUUUCCAGGAGUUCAUGAUCGUGCCUUCCGACGCACCAACCUUCUCCGAGGGUCUGCGCUGGGGUGCCGAGACUUACCAGAAGCUCAAGUCUCUGGCCAAGAAGAAGUACGGCCAAUCUGCCGGCAACGUCGGUGAUGAGGGCGGUGUCGCACCCGAUAUCCAGACCGCGGACGAAGCCCUCGAGCUCAUCACCGAGGCCAUCGAGCAAGCCGGCUACACGGGCAAGAUGAACAUCGCCAUGGACGUCGCCUCCUCCGAAUUCUACAAGACCGAGGAGAAGAAGUACGACCUCGACUUCAAGAACCCCGACAGCGACAAGAGCAAGUGGGUGACAUACGAGCAGCUGGCUCAGCAGUACAAGGACCUCGCGAGCAAGUACCCGAUCGUCUCCAUCGAGGAUCCCUUUGCCGAGGACGACUGGGAGGCGUGGAGCUAUUUCUACAAGAACUCGGACUUCCAGAUCGUCGGAGAUGAUUUGACGGUCACGAACCCGCAAUUCAUUAAGAAGGCUAUCGAUACCAAGGCUUGCAACGCGCUGCUUCUCAAGGUCAACCAGAUCGGUACCAUCAGCGAGGCUAUUCAGGCUGCCAAGGAUGCUUUCGGCGCGGGCUGGGGUGUCAUGGUUUCCCACCGCUCGGGCGAGACGGAGGAUGUCACCAUCUCGGAUAUCGUUGUCGGUCUCCGCGCCGGCCAAAUCAAGUGUGGUGCGCCGGCGCGAUCUGAGCGUUUGGCCAAGCUGAACCAGAUCCUGCGUAUCGAGGAGGAGCUUGGUGAUAAGGCUGUGUUCGCUGGCACCCAGUUCCGCAUUGCAGUGAACAUGUAA
Molecule: messenger RNA, 1317 nt
Organism: Recurvomyces mirabilis
Lineage: Eukaryota; Fungi; Ascomycota; Dothideomycetes; Mycosphaerellales; Teratosphaeriaceae
Gene: ENO1
Product: phosphopyruvate hydratase
Exons: 3
Coding region: 1-1317 (438 amino acids)
Biological process (GO): glycolytic process
Cellular component (GO): phosphopyruvate hydratase complex
Molecular function (GO): magnesium ion binding; phosphopyruvate hydratase activity
Source: RefSeq, a predicted model, not a curated record